Erythranthe guttata (spotted monkey flower) is the source of this 1905-nucleotide messenger RNA. RefSeq names its product pectinesterase 1. Lineage: Eukaryota; Viridiplantae; Streptophyta; Magnoliopsida; Lamiales; Phrymaceae. Gene Ontology annotation, biological process: cell wall modification. Gene Ontology annotation, molecular function: enzyme inhibitor activity; pectinesterase activity. The record is from RefSeq and is a predicted model, not a curated record.
CUGUCUGAAUCUCACAAUAUUCAUCAAUCUGAAAAAAAAAAACACAGAUACUAAAUUUUUUUUGUGGCGAUUCAUAUCAGCAAAUUAAAUGGAGACAGUUAAUUCAUUCAAGGGCUACGGUAAAGUAGACGCGCUAGAGGAAGCAGCUUUCAGAAGAAGAACCCGAAAGCGCGUGAUCAUACUCGCCGUCUCACUGGUUCUGCUGGUGGUGCUGAUUGUCGGAGUUGUCGCCGGAACUGUAGCUCACCGCCGCAGCAAGGGCGGAGUUCCGGCGACGCCCACCUCCACGUCAGCCGCCAUUAAGUCGGUCUGCAGUGUGACGCAGUACCCGGACUCUUGCUUCGCCAGCUUGGAAUCUGGCAACAGUACAAACCCUGGGAAUAUCUUCAAGCUCUCGUUAAUGGUGGCCGUCGAUUCUCUGAAGAGGCUUUCCGCCGCUUUCCCCGGCGAGUACGCCAACAGGACGGACAAGCCGCUCGUGAAGGAGGCGCUGAGGGUUUGCGCCGCCGUGCUGAGCGACGCCGUCGAUUCGCUCGACGACACCAUCUCCUCCGUCGACGGCGGCGGUAAGGCGGGGGUGGUGUCGAGAAUCGACGACUUGAAGACGUGGCUGAGCACCGCCGUGACUGACCAGGAGACGUGCCUCGACGCGCUGGAGGAGGCGAAGGCCCCCUUCCUGGAAGAAAUCAAGCUCCUCGCGAAGAACUCGACGGAGUUCGCCAGCAACAGCUUGGCCAUCGUGUCCAAACUCCUCGGACUUCUCGGAGAUUUCGAUAUUCCGUUCAACAGGCGGCGGCUGCUGGCGGCGCCGGCGGGAUUUCCGGCGUGGGUUGCGGCGAGGGAGCGGAGGCUGCUCCAGGAGUUUCGGCCGAAGCCGGACGUGACGGUGGCGGUGGACGGCAGCGGAGAUGUGGCGACGAUCAACGAGGCGGUGGCGAGGAUCCCGAAGAAGAACCUAACGAAAUUCGUGAUAUACGUCAGGGCCGGCGAGUACGUGGAGAAUGUGGAGCUGGUGAAGUCGAUGUGGAACGUGAUGAUGUACGGCGACGGUAAAACCGCCACCAUUAUCUCCGGCAGCAAGAACUUCAUGGACGGCACGCCGACCUUCUCCACCGCCACUUUCGCCGUCGCCGGAAAAGGGUUCAUCGCCCGAGACAUAGGGUUUAGAAACACCGCCGGAGCGGAAAAGCACCAAGCGGUGGCCCUCCGGUCCGGCUCCGACAUGUCGGUCUUCUACCGGUGCUCGUUCGACGGCUUCCAGGACACGCUCUACGCCCACUCCAACCGCCAGUUCUACCGCGACUGCGACAUAACCGGGACCAUCGAUUUCAUCUUCGGGAACUCCGCGGUCGUCUUCCAAAACUGCAACAUCAUGCCGAGGCAGCCUUUGUCCAAUCAAUUCGUCACGAUCACCGCGCAGGGCAAGAAAGAUCCGAACCAAAACACCGGGAUGUCGAUCCAACGGUGCACGAUGAGCCCGUUGGACAAUCUAACGGCCCCCACCUAUUUGGGCCGGCCGUGGAAGGAUUUUUCGACUACGGUUAUUAUGGAGACUUCUAUUGGUGGAUUCUUGCAUGCGAAAGGAUGGAUUUCGUGGGUCGCGAAUGUGGACCCGCCGAGCACGAUUUUCUACGCGGAGUAUCGGAAUACCGGGGCUGGAGCGGGUACGGGUGGGCGGGUUACGUGGGCCGGGUAUAAGCCCGAUAUUACGGCGGCCCAGGCCUUGAAAUAUAAUGUGGGCUCAUUUAUUGAAGGUUCUUCAUGGCUGCCUGCUACUAGUGUGGCAUUUGAUUCUACCUAGUGAUUUAAUUGUGUACUAGUUUCUCUAUACUUUUUUUUCUUGUAAAAUUAAUUUGGUUACACACUUUACUUUAAUUUGAUGAUUAAAAGUUGCAAUUUUGGUAU